Messenger RNA from Venustampulla echinocandica, 915 nucleotides. RefSeq lists its product as uncharacterized. The record is from RefSeq and is a predicted model, not a curated record. The transcript is spliced from 2 exons. Lineage: Eukaryota; Fungi; Ascomycota; Leotiomycetes; Helotiales; Pleuroascaceae. Bases 1 to 915 code for a protein of 304 amino acids.
AUGACUGAAACCAAAUCCAAAACCGGGUCUUAUAUGCUACCAUCUUCCCUCCCUUCCGCCACAAAUAUCUCCUUUCCUGAAACCACUUUCUUCAAGAGUGGAAACAAGCACUUACCAAGCCCGGCUGACGUUCGCCUUGCGGCAGCAGCCUAUCAAACAAAACCUCUAAACCGACCUACCCCAGUAGCAUUUCCCGCACUGAAUCUGAUAGUCAAAUAUGGCCCAACAAUUACCAUAUCUGAGGGACAAUGUCUCUGGGCAAUCACCCGCUUCUGCCCAAACGUACCUGUUCCAGAAGUGUUCGGGUGGUGUCAAGAUGAUGGAGAAACAUUCAUUUAUAUGCAACGAAUAGCAGGAGCUACUUUGCAACAGGAAUGGCCUGGUUUGGACUUUGAAGAAAAAUAUGGGGUCUGCGUGCAGCUGUAUCAUAUCAUCAAUGAGCUGCGCCAGCUUCAACAGGAUCCGGCUACUCAGUUUAUUGGUACUAUCAAUCAAGGACCUCUCCAAGACAUCAUCUUCGCUGGCCAGCAGCCCACCGGCGUUUUUCCAAACGUCUCCUCAUUCCACACCUGGUUUUCCACUCCCAAGAGACAGAAAACCCAAAACGCAGAUCUAAGUCCAGACCCAACCUGGCGGUCCGGGUUACUCGAUGACGUCCCAAUUGUCUUCACUCACGGUGAUUUGCACCGUAGCAACAUCCUGAUAUCCCGGGAUGAACACGAGGGGACCGUAAAAAUUGCUGGAAUUGUCGAUUGGCAUCAAUCGGGUUGGUAUCCUGCGCCGUGGGAAUUCUACAAGACCCGUUUUACGUGCAGGGAUGGCGAUCAGUGGGAGUUGGAUUUUAUUCUGGAGUUUUUGCAGGCAUAUCGUGGAUAUAUUAGCUGGGAUUAUUUUGUGCUUGCAAUGGGCGUGUAA